Messenger RNA from Linum trigynum, 5725 nucleotides. NCBI's taxonomy places the organism in Eukaryota, Viridiplantae, Streptophyta, Magnoliopsida, Malpighiales, Linaceae. The record is from the annotation of a GenBank genome assembly.
CGUAGCCAGUCAGCCUAAGCCAUUCCCGGCCAAGUAGGAAAGGUUUCCAUUCUAUUUAAGCAGAUCAAGGCGGAGCGGAGCAGUUCGGCAAUCAAUAUCCAAGUCGUAAAUCUCCUGUCCACAAUUCCGUUGCGGCGAUAAACUAAAGUUGGUUCCGCUUAUUGCCCGCUGUUGGCAAUCAAUUCUAGGUUUUUGGCAAUCUCAAUCUUGUGUCCUGACCAACUUUAGUUUAAGUGGAAUGACCCAGUCGCCGACACCACCACUUUCGCGAUUGAUCGAGUGUGUUUGCCGUCCACAGUAGAAUUGGGACUGAAUCUCACCUGGCAUUCCAAUUCAGUUCCGACUUGCUGCUUCUUCACGUAUCUGGGAUUGGGAGUCUUCAAAGGUAAGAAACGCACCUUGCGUUUUUCCUUCCGGUGUGUGUGAACUGCUCCUGAAUUUAUUUCUUGGUUUCCCUCUGAUUUAGUGAUUUUUUAGCAUGGGGCUUUGUUGAUAUAUGGUACUGUCUCUUCCUCUCUCUAUUUUAGGGUAUUUUUAGUCUCAAAGGAGUAAACAUUGCCCUCGUUGGGCUUUGUGAUUCGUUCGUGUUUCUCUCUUUUCGUUUAUUUUUGGAAUUAUGAAGUAUUGAAGUUGCUGAUUGCACAUAAAUUAUUUUGUUUUUGGCUGUAAAAUAGGGCCAUUCUCAUAUUGGUUUUGCCUUUCACAUUGGCAAAGUUGUGUAUUCUGCUCGUUGGUUUGUAAUGUAGACAAACCCAGUGUUCCAGUUUUUUCUUUGUGCUGUUCGUUGGGAAACGUGAUGAUGAUAUAAAGAGGAGAGUAGGGUGGCGGCCAAGUUGGAGGAAUGAUGGCCUGUGAUGAUGAGAAUGAGAAUCAUGAUAACGUUAAAAAAAAAAUACCAGUCUUUUGAGAUAGAUAUUUCCAUGUUAUAUUCAAGCAAACAAGCAGGUCUUAAUAUGUGACCUGGUAGCAAUGAUUUCUGAUGGUUUUGAAGUCAGAGUUCUCUUACACUGGAUGUCUUCCUUUUCUGUCGUUUGUCCUACCUAUAACACAUAAAGGUUCUGUCUUUACUUGUACAUGAUUUUUAUGUAGCUUUUCUCUUAACUACAACGCAAUCAUUGAAACCAUAUUGGCUUUUGAGGAAAAAACAAAAUAAGUUGAAACUGGAAGAUGGAACCCACCAACAGUACUGCACCGACAAGGGAAAGGUUAGUCAUCCGUAAAUGUGAUUUUAUAUUAUCAACAGAUCGGCUCACUUUAAUAGCCAUUGUUAUUUCAUUUUUUACAGGAAUGACCUUAGGGUAGGGCCAAAUGUGGAGGAGACCUUUACUGAAAUGGAAAAAGGAGUAGAAGUUGAACAUGGUCGUGUGAAUGAAGAGGGAGAAGGAACCGCACAAUCUGUGGCAAAUGAAAAUGGGGAAGAAGAAGAGACAGAACAAUCUAUUUACGUUGACGAUGUGGAUGAAGAAGAAACCGAACAAUCUAUUCAUGUUGAGGAAGAAGAAUGGGAAAAUUUAUCGAAGUUGAAGGCUACUGAUGUCUACAAAAUGACUUUUGGUAGUUUGCAGGAUGGUGAAGCUUUCUAUAGGAGAUUUUCCAGAGUAAUUGGGUUUGCAACUAGAAAGAGUAAUACUCGGUGUGAUAAAAAUAAAGAAAUCGUGUCGCGCAAGUGGGUUUGUUCUGGUGCAGGUUUCAGAAUAAACAAAACUACAGACAUAAAAAUAGAACCAAGGGUAGUAACGAGGUUUGGUUGUGAAGCUUAUAUGCUUAUCACUUUGAAGAAGAAGAAGAAGGACAUGAGAUGGCAUGUUACUCGGUUUAGAAAUGGGCAUAAUCAUCAAUUAGCUCCCUACCAUCAAGUUCAUCACCUUAGAUCACACCGUGAGUUGAGUAAAGCAGAUGCAUCACUUGUCUCAAGUUUGAAAUCUGGCGGGUUGAGGCCCUGUCAAAUCAUGAAUGUUGUGUCCAAUGCAGCUGGUGGGUAUGCUAAUGUGGGGUAUACGAGGCAAGACGUAUAUAACUAUAUCGAUAGGUGCCAAAAAGAAAACAUCAGCAACGGUGAUGCUACAGCUGCACUGAGUUACUUGAGUUGUAAAAGCUACAAUGACAAUGGGUUUUUAAUGAAGUUCAAAGUUGGUGAUGACUCGAGACUGGAGAAGUUAUUUUGGGCGGAUAGCAUAAGCAGGCUAGACUUUGGAUGCUUCGGUGAUGUGUUAUCGUUUGACACUACAUACAAGAAAAAUGCGUACAAUAUGCCUCUAGUGAUAUUCUCAGGUAUAAAUCAUCACAACAACACGUGUGUGUUAGCAUGUGCACUCUUGAACAAUGAAAAUGAAGAAUCCUAUAAUUGGGUGUUAGAAGCCUUCGUGGAAGCAAUGGGUAAGAAGCCUAAUGUCGUUGUCACAGAUGGAGAUAAAGCAAUGGCGAAUGCUGUUAGUAAGGUUUUCCCUGAUGCAACCCAUCGUUUGUGCUCAUGGCAUCUGUUUGGUAAUGCAAAGGACCAUGUGAAGGAUAAGAAUUUUCUUUUCUCGUUCAAGAAAUGCAUGUUUGCUGAUUGUGGGAUUGAGGAGUUUGAAGAGAGGUGGAGGUCAUUGAUCACCAAGUUUUCAGUUGAGGACAAUACCUGGAUUGGAAACACUUAUGAGAAACGGCGAGAGUGGGCAACUGCAUACUUAAGAGAUAAGUUUUUUGCUAACGUCCGGACGACAUCUCGUUGUGAAGGGCUCAAUUCAUUCAUUAAGAAGUACGUUAGUUGUCAGCAUAAUCUCCUGGAGUUUGUGAAUGAUUUUGAUCGAGCAUUGCGGCAUUUCAAAGAGAAUGAGGUUAAAGCAGACUUCAAGUCCAACUAUGGAACUCCUGAGCUAAGAAACACAUGUUUGAGAUCUCUCGAAAUAAGUGGUGCUAGUGUUUACUCAAGGGAGGCAUUUUUUACAUUUCGGGAGCAGCUCGAAGCAUCUAAUGGAUGCAUUAUGACCAGAUCUUUUGAAAGAUCUUCUCACCGUGUCUAUGAGAUGACAAUGUAUGAAGACUCCGAGGUUGUCAUAGAAGUUACAUAUCAACCAACCACAUCAGAAAUGGAGUGCAGCUGUUACAAGUUUCGUAGUACCGGUAUGCUCUGUGCACACAUGAUUUAUGUAUUACGGGAGCAGAGAGUGAAAGAGUUGCUUUCGGAGUUGGUUUUGCCGAGGUGGAGAAAAGACCCAAAAGGUACUAUGGAAAAACUUCAAAGAAAUGACACUCCAUCGGAGGAAGAAGAACGCAUAUGGAGAUCUGGCAUUAUACAAUACCACAACUUACAAUUGACAUCCUUAGCUGCCGAAUCUCCAAGUAUGUUCAAAGUUGCUCGUGCAGAGAUUUCAGCAUUGUGUGCGAAAUUGAAGGGAAUGAGUACUCUUAGUAAAGGUGCUUCCUCAGAGCCUGCUGAAGAUGAUCACGGUGAUGCAUCUGAACGUUAUAAAGAUGUUAAAGAUCCGAUAAAGACACGAUUUAAAGGUGGUCGGCUGACUAAGAACAAGAAGGGGAAGGUCAACAAAUCGAGACAAUGUGGCCAUUGUGGUGCUUUUGGUCAUUAUGCCUCAACUUGUAAAAAUCCUCCAAAAAAUUGGACGAACAGUUCGAGUGAGCAAGUUAGAAACAAGAGAACAGAAAAGGUUGAGGAAGAGGACGAGCUUGAAAAUGAGGUCGAGGAGGACCAGGACGACGAGGAAGAGGAAGUGGACGCGGAUGACUCUCAGUAUGACGACGAGGAUGGGGAUGAUGAUGAAGAGGAGGAGGACGGCGAUGACGACGGCGAUGCUUGAAGUAAGUAAUAUAUCUUUUGCCAGUGGUAUCUUUCGGUCAAUAUCAAUUGAGCAAUGGUUUAGCUUUUCAUCUAUCUUUUUUCCUUUCUUGGACGCUAUCUGCUAUAUAGGAUUCUUUCGUUCAAAGUAGUAUAUUCAAGGAUCCAAUACCUGAAGCACUCACGUUAAAAGUAGUGUUUUCAAGAAUAUAGGUAUGCUUAUAGUGGUUAUAAUGUUAUUCAUUUCAGGUAAUGCAAUCAAAUGGAACUAUCCCCCUACGUGUGUCUCUAAAUUCUGGAACUGAAAGCAAAAGCAUCUAGCAUAGAUAUGCUACUUUGAAUUAUGUAAUAUGUACUCUAGCUCGCAAAUUCUUGGAAAUUUCGUAGUUAAUUAGCUGGUGGACAAACUUUGAUCAAUCGGAUCUAGCACUCUUAGUUAUUUAUUUGGUCAUGCUUUGAAAUUGGUUCAUGAACGCCCAUGAGCAGUAUUGGACCAGUUAUGUUUAAAACCUUUUUCUAAUAAGGUGAUAGUCUAUUUGAUUAUAGCAUGUCGACAACAUUUCUAUUGAAUUUUUCCACCUUUUCAUCACACAAAAUUUUGAUAUUUGGAAAUUUUACUGACAUUUUCUUCCAUUUGCGUGAGUAAACAAUCAUGGGGCCAAAACAAAACUUCAUUCAAGUUGAACUUCUCUCUUUUUACAACCAUUACAUUUGGGUAGUGUUAAAAUUAGAAGCUUGAUUAAGAAUUUCGUGUUAGAUAACUCAUUGAUCAUAUUCAUGAUAUCUGAGUGGGACAUCAAUGGAAACUUAAUAAAAUGAUAUAAAUUACAACACCCAUCGAGGCGCAGAGUGUGGGUAAAAAAAACCUAGGGGUCGUUUGGAUGGAUCUUUUCCAAAAUGAGGCAAUUUGGUACAAAAGUCUCAUUUUGGAAAAUGAGUUAAUUGGGUGAGGAAAUUUACACAAAUUGUGCCGUUUGGAAUGGAUAGUGGGAUUGGAAAAUGUAGGUGAGUCAUUCUUGGCGAUUUACCAAUUUACCCUACCCACCCACCCACUAUCACAAUCCACAUACAUAAUAGCUUCUUCCUCACCCCCUCUUCUCACCCACCAAUUUCCUCUUCUUCUCCCCCCCCCCCCCCCCCCCCCCCCCCCUACUCGUUUUCCGACCACAGAUGCCAACUCCAGCUUUCGAAUGUCCUCUUGGACAAAGUCAAGCGAUGCCACGAUUGGAUUAACGCUCUCCUGUUGGAUUAAAUCUAGAAUUAGGUCGAUUAGAGGAGUGGAAGGACUCUGGCUAUGGAUGUAAAUUUGGGAUAGGUUCGAUUUGGGAGAUGAUCUCGAUGAGGGUGAGGGAGACGUCACCAUCGACUUCAAGGAAAGCGCUGAGAAAGCUCCUGAGUAGUGAGCACAAGGAAUGGCAUCCCGCUGCUGUGCACAAGCAUUAAAUGGCGAUUUCUGUUUUUCUUCUUCUUCUUCUUCUUCUUCUUCUUCUUCUUCUCGAACUCCACAGGCAACAAACCCAGUAUUCCUCUCCAUUUAUUUGUUUCCUCUUUGGAAUCAAUUAUUAUUGUUGCAUGUCGGAAAACCAUAGCUUAUCGUCGAUGAUGGGUUGGUCUUUAUUGGUUCCUCAGCUUCACCAUUAAACGAAAGAGAAGGCAGAGAAGGCCAAGAAAUGGAAAAAAGAAAGAAGAGGAAAGAGAAAGAAAAGGGGUUAUAUUGGGAAAGGGGAAGGAUAAAACGAGACAAUUGCAAUUGUCUACCCCCACCCAGGUAAUUGCAAUUGCUCCAUAACGGAACAAUCUGAAUUCCCCCAUGUACAAUUGUCUCGUUCUCAUUUUAUUUUGCCAAAUGGGUCAAUUUGUCUCAAUUGUCUCAAAAUGGGUCAAUUGGGUACAAUUGCUCCAUCAUAUUGCUUCAUCCAAGAGACCCCCUAAUAAAAUUGUAAACGAUAG